ACAGAAGGAAGUACAGCCGACGACGAUGUACAAGAUGGUUAGCACUCUUCCGAUCUACAUGUACGAGACUGGACUCUACUGCAUCUUUGGACAGACAAUCAUCGAUCAGAGCGAGCGGCUGGCGACGUCGGCCUUCAGCAGCGGGUGGCCCGAAUGCGGGGUUCGUUUCCGGCGGGUGCUGCUCAUCUUCAUGCUGAGGGCAUCCCAGCCUCUCCAGCUCACCGUCGGCCAAAUGUACACUCUCUCCAGGCACACGUUUCUGCAGCUCCUGAAUGGAUCUUACACUUUAUUCAACAUGCUCUAUCAGAUUCAAGGGAAUAAAUGAUGCUGACUGAAUCUUGAGAACACAACUGACAGUAUGACAACUCUUCAAGAAUUGCGG
Schistocerca nitens (vagrant locust) is the source of this 382-nucleotide messenger RNA. Its product is annotated as odorant receptor 43a-like. Gene Ontology annotation, molecular function: odorant binding; olfactory receptor activity. Gene Ontology annotation, biological process: sensory perception of smell; detection of chemical stimulus involved in sensory perception of smell. The transcript has 3 exons. The record is from RefSeq and is a predicted model, not a curated record. The coding region runs from base 26 to 325 and encodes 99 amino acids. NCBI's taxonomy places the organism in Eukaryota, Metazoa, Arthropoda, Insecta, Orthoptera, Acrididae. Gene Ontology annotation, cellular component: plasma membrane.